Messenger RNA from Coniosporium apollinis CBS 100218, 1467 nucleotides. RefSeq lists its product as uncharacterized. Lineage: Eukaryota; Fungi; Ascomycota; Dothideomycetes. The record is from RefSeq and is a predicted model, not a curated record. The transcript has 7 exons. Gene Ontology annotation, molecular function: transmembrane transporter activity. Gene Ontology annotation, biological process: transmembrane transport. Bases 1 to 1467 code for a protein of 488 amino acids.
AUGGUCCCCGAACCCGCCAUGUCGCAUCCCGCCUCAGAAGACACAUUGAGAAGAUUUGAAUCCAACGCCACACACAACAAUUAUGCGUAUCCCAUGUGGCGCAAGUGCCUCGUCGUCUUCGUAACCAGCUGGAUGGCCCUAGCCGCAACAUUCAGCAGCACCUCCCUAUUCACCGCAGCGGAUGAGAUCGCCCAAGAGUUUUCCACAACGGCGGUGGAAGUCAACAUCUCAAGUGCUGGAGUUCUCCUUGCAAUGGGGUUCUCGUCGUUCAUCUGGGGUCCUAUUGGCAGUACCAUCGGGAGACGAUCCUCCUACAAUGCCUGCAUUAUUGUCCUAUUUCUCUUCACAGUUGGCGCGGCCGUGGCACCAAACAUGCCAACUUUUGCGGCUAUGCGGGUGUUGUCCGGGCUGCAAGGAACUUACUUCCAUGUUGUGGGACAAGUUAUCCUGGCCGAGUGCUUCCCUCCGACCCAACGGGGAACCGCAACAGGCUUCUUUCUCGCUGGCACAGUCCUCGGACCGCCACUAGGGCCUUGUGUCGCCGGCAUCAUCGUUAUGUUUCAAGACUGGCGUGUCGUCCUCUGGUUGCAGGCGGCGAUGGUGGCGCUCGGCGCUGUCCUGUCGAUGCUGUUUCUUCCAUCCAGCAGAACCAAAGAUGACACCUCCAAGCGUGCUGCGUCUGUUCGCGAAACGGUGGGCCAUUUCAGCCCCAUACACGUGUUCAAACUGAUGGCAUAUCCGAACAUUCUACUCACUGAUUUGACCUGCGGGCUGUUGAGUUGGUCCCAAUACUCACUCCUCUCCGCACCUCGUCACCUCAUCAGCACCCGGUUCCACCUCACGUCUCCGCUACUCUCCGGCCUCUUCUACAUCGCCCCGGCGGGAGGGUUUCUCCUUGGAACAAUUAUUGGAGGCAGAUACUCGGACCUCACAGUUCGGAAAUGGAUAACCAAGCGCGGCGGCGUCCGACUCCCGCAGGACAGGUUGAACAGCGGCAUGAUAGCAUUUUUCCUCCUGAUACCGGCUGCUUCCCUCGUGUAUGGCUGGGGUUUGGAGUGCACGAGUUGCUCUGUCGGCGGACUGGCUUUGCCGAUUGUGACGGGCUUCUUUAUUGCUGCAGGGUUAUUGGCUGCGUUUGCUAGUCUCAAUACCUAUUCUGCGGAAGUACUGCCUCGCAAGCGGACAGAAGUGAUCACUGGUAAAUACUGCAUCCAAUACACCUUUGGAGCAUGUGCGAGUGCCGCAUCUGUUCCCUUAAUUGACGCCAUCGGCAUUGGGCCAGCAUCUAUGAUCGGCGUGGUUUUUGUACUUGCGGGUGGCGCGCUUACUCUCCUGACGGCAAAACAUGGCAUGGCCAUGCAGGAUUGGAUGGACGAACGAUCAAAACGUCAAGCCGGAUCUCAGAGGCCGCGCUUCCACAAGACCUGGCCCAAGGCCUUGUUUAAGACACAAGGACGAGCGUCGUAG